Glycine soja is the source of this 1977-nucleotide messenger RNA. RefSeq lists its product as uncharacterized. Bases 142 to 1395 code for a protein of 417 amino acids. The transcript is spliced from 3 exons. The record is from RefSeq and is a predicted model, not a curated record. NCBI's taxonomy places the organism in Eukaryota, Viridiplantae, Streptophyta, Magnoliopsida, Fabales, Fabaceae.
CCUCUAUUCUAUUGUCAUUCAUUUACGCAAACUCCUUCAGAAAAAAGUUAUUCAAACUUGAAAAUAGAACCCCGGCCUCACUCUUCCUUUGUUGUAUGAAAGAGAGAGAACGUUUUGUUUUGCUUUACAAAACACUCUCUCAUGGCUCUCCUAACUUCCUUACCUGAACAGUCCUCCAGUACCCCCAAACGCCACCACAAGCGCAAACCCCAACAACAACAACAACAACAGAAACAGAAACCAGCUUCCUCAUGGGACCAAAUCAAGAACCUCUUAACCUGCAAACAGAUCGAAGGGUCGAGAGUGCAUGACCCUUCAAAAGUGGUAAGUGGGUACUCGAAGCUAGGGUCAUCUUGCAGCUCCAUAUGCAGCUUCAGAGAUGUGGUUCAUGGGAACACACGUGUUGUGCACAGGUCUGAUAACUCCUCACCAGAGAGUAGUUCUCUGGGUCAGGAAACUAAUGGGUUACUCACUAGGAAACCUGUUACUACUACUACUACUACUACUACUCGCUCUUCUGCAAAAUCACACGGUGGAGCAACCUACACGUCAUCAUCAUCUUCCAGAGGCAUGCAAUUCAGGAAGCUUUCUGGGUGUUAUGAAUGUCACAUGAUCAUUGACCCUAGCAGGUUGCCAAUUGCGAGGAGCACUGUGUGUGCUUGUUCUCACUGUGGUGAGGUCUUCCCUAAAAUGGAAAGUUUGGAGCUUCAUCAAGCUGUUCGUCAUGCUGUUUCGGAGCUAGGUCCGGAGGAUUCGGGUCGGAACAUAGUGGAAAUAAUCUUCAAGUCGAGUUGGUUGAAGAAGGACAACCCGAUAUGCAAGAUCGAACGGAUACUAAAAGUGCACAACACCCAACGCACCAUCCAACGGUUCGAGGAGUGCAGGGACACCGUAAAGAACCGUGCGCUGGGCAGCACCAAGAAAAACCCCAGGUGCGCAGCAGACGGCAACGAACUCUUGCGGUUCCACUGCACCACCUUAACGUGCGCACUGGGCGCACGUGGCUCCUCCUCCCUCUGCGCCUCCGUACAUGGCAGUUGCGGUGUCUGCACCAUCAUCAGGCACGGUUUCCAAGGUGGUAGUUGCGGCGGCGGCAGUGGAGACCACGGGAAGGCGAAGGGCGUGAGGACCACCGCCAGCAGCGGUAGGGCCCACGACUCUGUUGUGUGCGGUGACGCCACGCGCAGGGCUAUGCUUGUGUGUCGCGUGAUCGCUGGAAGAGUGAAGCGCGUGGUCGAAGACGCGCCGUCCGAGGAGGAACACGUGUCGGUUGCGUCGUAUGAUUCCGUUGCUGGGUACGCUGGAAUCUACUCGAAUCUCGAGGAACUUGUUGUUUUCAAUCCAAAGGCUAUCCUUCCUUGUUUCGUAGUCAUUUACAAAGUCCCUUCGUGUUAGCAAGCCGACAACGAUUCUAUUUCACGGUCCUUAGUGCAUCUUGCGUAUGGAGAAAAUUUUGAUAAAAGAGAUGAAACUUAUAUAUUUUUACGCAAGAAAAAAAAUGUUACUAGUAGUAGUAUAAUAUUAGUAUAUUUCAAUUUUCACAACUCAACCAUAUAACAAUGAAUAAGUUACUAGUUGUUAGUGUUAAUCUGUAUAUUUCAGUUACAACUUAAUGACUAGUAAUUUAUUGAUCGUUAAUUAUAUUAUAUGGGGUGUGAAAUAGUAGUACAAGUGAAAUGUGAAAGAGUAACAAAGAAAUAUAUAUCAUCGUAAUUGAGUGAUGGAAGAAGAAUGUUGUAAUGUACUUUUCUAUGCUUGGGUGUGUCUGGUUGGUAGUUCUACAAUGCAUGCACAAAGCACACGCACGAGGCAUGACCCAUCAAUGAUCAAUGGUGGAAGGUGGAAGUGUGUUUGAUGUCAACCUUGUGAAUAUCUCACCUACUUUUAAUUACAAUGUCUCCGAACACUUUGUUCUGUGAAUGAAUGCUUUUUAGCUCAAAACUGCUAAACUGAACAAACAUGCGUGUUUCUGUUCAA